Melampsora larici-populina 98AG31 is the source of this 1838-nucleotide messenger RNA. RefSeq lists its product as uncharacterized. The transcript is spliced from 6 exons. Lineage: Eukaryota; Fungi; Basidiomycota; Pucciniomycetes; Pucciniales; Melampsoraceae. The record is from RefSeq and is a predicted model, not a curated record. The coding region runs from base 352 to 1200 and encodes 282 amino acids.
GAACUAUUCAACAUCCAUAUCAUCACCGUCAUCAUCAUCUUAACCAAGUUUUAUUCAAUUCAUUCAUUCAUUCAUUUAUAAAAGAACACUUCACUCAUCCAUCCAUCCAUCCACUUUAUCAACCAAUCGAUCAUUUUAUUUUAUUCAAACCAAAAACAAAAAGAUACCAGAGUUUUUAUAUAAAAUAUAUUUAUCUACAUUCUUAAGCCUCUUUUUUUGAUUUUGGAUUCAUUUAUAACUUCGAAGACGUUCCAGUUGUCAAUCCAACCAAUCAAUCAAAUCGAAUAAGAACCUUCGAUUUUUUUUGGAUCCACUUGAAUUACAAUCAUUUCCAAGGUUUCAAUCAUUAACAUGAACUCAUUAGCAUUCCUCAUCUUACUCGGUACAUCCGCUGUUCGAGCUGGUGUCACACCUACCGCUCCUGGUCCAGGUCAAGUUUUCAACGAAGGAUCAGAUUGUACGAUCCAAUGGAACUUGGAUACUACCGGAAAAUGGACUAGCUUUUCCAUCGACCUCAAGACAGGCUCGAACCAAGCUAUGCAAUUGGUUACUAAUGUUGCUAGUGGUUUAGACGGUACUAAAGGUGCUACAAGUCAUUCAUGGAAAUGUCCGGAUGUGACUCCUAACUCUGCGAUUUAUUUCUACGAGUUCAGUCAAGCUGGUGAAUCCACUACCUGGACCACUCGAUUCACGAUUGCUUCAUCCAGCGGUGCUACUACUCCACCAACCGAGUCAACUCAACCAGAUGGAAAGAAAAUCCCAUGGGGAACCGGUAGCUUGGCUAAUGGAGCUACCCCUACUCCUUCUACAACCCCAUCGACUUCAGCUGCCAACACAUCUACUACUAUGAACACCACUACUGCUCAAAACACUACCGGCUAUAACACUACUGCUAAUCAAUCCACUGCCAAUACUACCGUGUCCCCUACACCUUCAGGUGCUACCACUUCUACCCCGGUAGUCGGCGGUGCUACCACCUCUACCUCUGCUGGUACAUCGUCAGUUGGUACAUCGUCAGUUGGUACAUCCAAGUCUGGAUCAAGCACACCAGGCUCAAGCGGUAUCGCUACAGGCUCUUCAGCACUAUCAAACACCACUGGUGGCGCCGCUACUACCAGUGGUGCCAGCUCGCUCCACGCUAUGGCCAGCUGUGUUACUCUUGCUACUGUUCUCUCAUUCACUUUGUCAGUCUUGGCUUGAGGAAACAUGUAUUGAUUGGUUGAGUCAACUUGAUUACACACACAAGCUCGUUUUUGUUCAGUGUUGAGGGCAAAGUAGGUUGAGAGAAAUUUUGAAGGAAACAACUUCACUCGAAAUUGGGCAUGAAUACCUUUUUGUUUUCUAAUUGACAUUUUCUACCAAGUCAUUUGCUUUUUUCUUUUUUUUGGUGGGUUUGUGAUAUCUACUCUGAUCAAGUGUAAACACCAAGAAUUUUUUCCUUCUCUUGUUUUUUUCCAUCUCAAACAAAUUCAAGAAACCAAAGAAAAACAACUCGAGAAAAGAAAAGAUAUGUGAUGCAUUGUAUCUAUGUCUUUUUUUUCCUUUUAAUUGUUUUUUUUCUUUUUUGUUUUUCUUUAACUACAACAUUUGUUUUUCUCUCUCUUUUUCUCUUUUUUUGACUUUCUCUGAUCUCUUUUGAGGUACGAGAGAUAUCAAUAUCUUUUUUUCGGUUCAUUGAUUGUGGGUUUGGGUUUUGAUUAUAUUUUGGAUGGAUGGAAGAUAUAUUGGUUUGAUUGAGAGGUACAUAUGAAUGGUUGAGAAAAGAGAGUUUUGAAGAGCAAGGAAUUGAGUCUGAUUGAUAGGAAUGUAUAUGAUUGCCGUUUUGCAAACGCACGCCC